UGUGCAGCACUAAUCCAGAAGCAGUUUAGUUACGUUUACAAGCGCGAUUUAAAAAACACAAAAAAAGUGUGAAAGGCGGACUAUUUUAUUGGAAACAAUAUUCGAAAUAUACAGCCAAGUGUAUUUCGCAAUAUAAUACAAUACUUGCGAACGGUUUUUUUUGUUGCAGUACACGUAUCCGGCAUUUAUAAAAUUUGCGGGUUCACGCUUUGCCCAGCGUGUAAAUUUUACCUGUAGUUGUGUACAAGGGACAGAGUGGAAUAAACUCGUCAGUGCCAGAGUCUGCAGCCGAAGCAGUUUAAAGUUAAAAUAUUGCGAAAUACACACGGUUUCGCAAUAAAACAUAAUCAUUAUCGUACAGAAGCGCCUGGAAGCAUUGCAUUAACCAAAUAAUGUCCGACGAAACUGGCGCACAGAAGCCGGAGACGGUGCUGGACAACAGCAGUGUUGAGGAGGCGGCGUUGGAUGAGAAAAAAACACCCAAACGCACACCCAAACGACGCUCAUUUAUUGAGCGGGCACAGCGGGAAAGCGAAGAGCUGGUACGAACGAUGGGCGGCAGCUUGGAGCUAGAGGGUGGACGUCGCACGCGAUCCAGUACUCGCGGCACACCGACACGGGCCACUGAGGCUGUUACACCGCCGCCCAGCAAGAAGGCUCGCACCUCGCCGACGACAGCCACCAAGAGCGGGGGUGCCGGGAAAGGCCGCAGUGCACGCAAACUGGACGUGGGCAGCGAUGAGCUCGACCAAGAGCCAGAGAAGGCAAAUGCAGAGGUGGUUGAGUCGGCGGUCAAGGCAAAGGCUACUCCCAAGAAAGAUAAGAAGGAGGUGAAGAAGGAUGAGAAGCCAGUUAAAGCUACUCCUAAGAAGGCAGUUCCAGCCACCAAAACAGAGCCCGAAAAGGAAGAGAAGCCUGCAGAUGCAAAAGAAACGGAUGCCAAGACAAUCGAGAGUGAGGAUCAGCCAGAUGGUGGUGCUGCCAAGCUGCCAGCUGUGCCCGAAAAGCAACAGAACCACGCUGCGGAGGAGGACAAACCAAGCAAAGAUGAGCCCGAGGUAAAGGAAAAAACGCCAGAGGAAGUGCCAAAGGCUGAAGACCCACCGAAAAGUAACGAUGACCCUGAAAAUGGUACCAGCACCGACACUCCUGCUCCGGCUGCAGCCGCGGAUCCAGCUCCCGCAGCUAUGGAAGUGGAUGAAGAGAAGCCGGAAGCAGCAGCAGCGUCAGACAAUCAAACGGAAGCCAAAAGCGCACCCGCCACUACUUCAGAGCCUGAGCCAAAAAAGCAAUCUGAACCAGCCCGGGAACCCUCACCGGAGCCCAUGGAGGUUGAUUCGAGUUCCAAGAGUAGUACAGAAACUGUUCGAUUCACACCAGCCGCCGAAAAGGUCGCAUCAAGCGCAGAAGCAACAAAAUCAAGCAAUAAUGUUGUCGAUGAAAUCGCCACUGAGGUCAAAGAGGAUGUGCCAGCCGAGCCCAAGGAGGGAAAGAAGGCAGAAAGCUCAGACGAGCCCAAAAGCACGGAAGAGCCAAAGCCAGCAGAAAGUGCCGAAGAGCCCAAGGAAGCCGUAAGGACAACGGGGGAGAAAGUCACACCAACUGCUGAGGUUCCUGCCCCUGCCACCAACGAUGUUAGCAAGCCGACGCCGGUUGUGGCUGUCGAUGCUGUCGUGUCAGAGACGCCCAUUAAGGAGGUACAGCCCAUCAGUGCAGUCAACAAAUCCGAGCUUAAUGUGAAUGGUGAACCAAAAAUCGUUAACAAUUCCGUCGACGGCGGUGAGCAUGCAACGCCGAAGGUGUGGAACUAGGCCGGGCGGAUGAUACAAAAUCCAAUUACUAAUCAGUGCGUUGCAGCAUCUACCAUCUUCAGGCAAAAGAUGUCGCCAACUACAAGCAAUCAUUUAAGAGUUAACAAAAACAACAAAAACACCCACA
Messenger RNA from Drosophila obscura, 1938 nucleotides. RefSeq names its product cell surface glycoprotein 1. The record is from RefSeq and is a predicted model, not a curated record. NCBI's taxonomy places the organism in Eukaryota, Metazoa, Arthropoda, Insecta, Diptera, Drosophilidae.